AUGAUUGUGAAAAAUACAGUAAAAUUAGAUUUGAAAAUUAAUAAAUAUGAUAAAGUUGAUGAUUUUAAUUGGUUGAAACAACAAGCUUCUCCAAAUUGGAAAAUCAUUUCACCAGAGCAUAUAAUAGAAAAAUGGCCUUUAGUUAAUAAUGAUAACAAUAUAAAUGUUGUAGAGACUAUUGAAAAUCUUUUAAAAUCUCAAGAAUAUUAA
Molecule: messenger RNA, 210 nt
Organism: Entrophospora sp. SA101
Lineage: Eukaryota; Fungi; Glomeromycota; Glomeromycetes; Entrophosporales; Entrophosporaceae
Source: the annotation of a GenBank genome assembly